AUGGAUUUCCAAAACGAAGAAAAUAUCAAAUUGUUCCAAUUGUUCAAAAAUGAGCUGACCAAUACAAGUCGACAGCGGCUUAGAGCCAUUCAUAUGAGUUUGAGAAGAUAUGGGUCUGUAGAACUGCGAAUCAGUCUGAAGGAUUUACAGCAUGCUUUCGAGGGUAAUCGUAGAGAAAUAAUUUUAGUCCGUCUUGAAAAUUUUCUCCUUCAAAGAGAAGUAUAUUUUGAUAUUGCGGGUGUACAGGAAGCAUUUGAUAAUUUAGAUCCCGAUAAAAGUGGAAAAAUCCAAAAAGACUUGGUUCUGCAGUAUUGUACGGAAAUAAAGUUACCGGUUUAUGGUGCAUUAUUAAAACUAUUGAUUAACUUCUGCAGCGAUGGAAAGAAUAAUUGCUGCUGGCCAGAUUUCAUACAGAUUCUAAAGAGAUCACAAGAGCAAGCGUUGAAGAAAAAUCCGGCGCUUUCCCAAAUACAAAAUAAUGCAAAGGAGAAGAAUGUUGCCAAUCCAGAUGUGGUUGAUGAAUUAUCAAGCAGUGCUAAAACCAAAAUUGUUUCUCAACUGAUCAGAAAGGCAACAAUACAAAGGGAAAAGACUGUCAUAGCAAAUCAACGGAAAGCAGAUCUGAACGAGAUGACAGCAAAAGAGAAUGAAAUAAACAGCUCAGAUUAUCCAGAAACUGAAAAGAUGCAAUUCAAUGUGAAUGGAAAGUUAUUGACAGUCAACCGACCUGAAGGGUUAAGCGAAUCAGUUGGCUUCAUAGACUAUCCCAGGGAGAGUAUGCAGUUGGAAUGGGUGUAUGGUUAUAGAGGUAACGACUGUAGAAAUAACAUUUACGUAUCAGAUGGUAAAGAUAUCGUGUAUUUCAUCUCCAAUAUAGUAGUGUUGUACAGAAGAAGUUCACACACUCAAAGGCACUACACAGAACACACUUCAGAAGUCAAGAGCAUCGCUAUUCACAACGACGGUCUUCUAGUCGCAUCUGGACAACAAUGCUCAAAAGAGAAUAAAGAAAUUCAGGCACAUAUUCGAAUUUGGAGAGCUGAUAAUUUACAAACACUACGUGUAAUUGGUGAUGGUAUUUUUCAAAAGGCUGUGAUAAUUAUAUCUUUUCAAGAGAAUCAGGAUGUACUUGGAACUGUAGAUAACGGAACAGAAAAGAGGUUGUCGAUUUGGAAUACUAAUGGUGGUUUUCAGAUUGCAUCUGUUAUGAUACAAGUCGACGUAAUAUGUGAUAUAAGUUUUAAUGCCAAAUACCCUGAAAUGGUAGUAACUGUGGGUAAAGAACAUCAUGCAUGGUGGAAAAUAGAUGCAAAUACUAUCCUGCCAUAUUCACAAGCAAAUUAUGAAGUUGGUAUAUUUUUUCAUAUCCAUAUACAAAUACCUUAUCAGAAAUAUUCAUAUGAUAACAAUCUGAGAGCUAAAUUUGUAAUAUGUGCCUGUCAUAAUGAAAAUGGCGAUCUUAUAACAGGCGACUCGAAUGGUACCAUAUAUAUCUGGGGGAACGGUGGCAAUAAAGUAACGAACUUUGUCAAACACGGCCAUGAUGGACCAAUAUUCACAUUGUUGAUGCUGAAGAACAACUUGUUUACUGGAGGAAGAGAUGGUUAUUUAUGCUGCUGGGAAUGGUCUAAAAAUAUGGACAGUAUGUGGCAAGUAGAGGUGACCAAAACUGAAGGUGGAAUACGAAUGAUUCAAAUAUUUGAAGAUUUACUUCUGAUUGGAACCACUAUGAAUUCAAUCUUAAUGACAAACAAAGUUCGCAAUAAUCUGGUCGAAAAUUCACCGGAAAUGGACACUUUACCAAUUACACAGGGCCAUUUUGACAACGUAAAGGGAUUGUGUCCAAUUUUAAGAUCAUUUUUAGAUGCUGAUUUUUUGACAGCUGGUACAGAUGGGAUCAUAUGUAAAUUUAAUGCAAGCGCCCAUGAACCCGCGUGGAAAUUAGUGAUGAAGGGAUCAACUUUUCUGUGCUCAGAUUGUGGUACCAAUGGAAAACUUCUUUGUCUUGGAACACAAGAUGGACAUUUGGUCAUAAUGGAAAUGAAUGCAGAUAACUUCUCUGUAAAUGAACUUCUACAUAGAAAAAUAUCACAAGAUCAGCUUGCUGCAGUGGCCUUGUCGCCUGAUGAAAAGUAUAUAGCUGUAGGUGGUGGAGAACGUGCUGUCAUUGUUUAUGCCUAUAGAGACAAUGCAAAUGGUGUUGAAAGUUGGCAAUGUAUUGGAAAAUGCUGGGGUCAUAAGGGAAGUAUAACUGGAAUAGAUUGGAGUGCUGAAAAAAUCAACGGUUCACAUUAUAUACGCACUAGCUCUUCGUGUUUUGAGCAAUUUUUCUGUGUGUGGUGUUCACAAAAUUCAAAAGAAACAGAAAUUACCUGUUUGUCACUGAACUCGUCUAUGUCUUUAGUAGCAGUGGGAUAUUCAUCGGGGCAUAUUGGGUUAUUUCAAUACCCCUGUACUCAGAAAGCGUACUGCCACAUGUAUGUUAUAAUGAAGGUCCAUUCUCUGUGCUUUUCGUCUGAUGGGAAAUAUUUAAUAGCUGUUGGAGGCCCCGACUCUUGUAUUACCCAGUGGAAAAUUGUAGCUUAAUUCAUUUAAUAUGGAUGUGAUAGAUAUUCAGCUCACCUUGUUUUGACUGUCCGAUUAGUUUUGUAUGAAACAUCAAGUGCCAAGGUAAAGAGACGAGUUUAGUUGAUACGACCGCAGUGACGUUGUAUCCAUCAUGUGGAAGGUCUAUUCAAGGGAUUGUAAAGAAGUUUUUUAAAUUUUUUAUGUGCUUAAGAGACACUGAUAGCAUCAAUUUGUACCAUUCCAAUUUUCAAUCAGAACAUCUGAGCGUAUAGCAAUUCCGCUAAAAGUGAGUGUUUUAUGACUUCUUUACUUCCGAAAUAGUAAAUAGCAUUCGUUAAAUUAACUUAUGCUCGGAAGAUUUCUACUGAAGAACUCGAGCAGAUAAAAUUACCUCGAGUUUACGAAUUAUGACUUCAUAUGACGUAUAAGUGUGGGACACUGAAUCGUAUAUUGGACUAUGCAAAUAAAGUAUAUUUCUCUCUUG
This is a messenger RNA of Lottia gigantea (owl limpet), 3052 nucleotides long. RefSeq lists its product as hypothetical. The record is from RefSeq and is a predicted model, not a curated record. Gene Ontology annotation, molecular function: microtubule binding; calcium ion binding. Gene Ontology annotation, biological process: microtubule cytoskeleton organization. Gene Ontology annotation, cellular component: mitotic spindle. The transcript is spliced from 21 exons. The coding region runs from base 1 to 2586 and encodes 861 amino acids. Lineage: Eukaryota; Metazoa; Mollusca; Gastropoda; Lottiidae.